This is a messenger RNA of Plasmodium adleri (nom. inval.), 1104 nucleotides long. Its product is annotated as mitochondrial ribosomal protein L15 precursor, putative. Gene Ontology annotation, biological process: translation. The transcript has a single exon. NCBI's taxonomy places the organism in Eukaryota, Apicomplexa, Aconoidasida, Haemosporida, Plasmodiidae. The coding region runs from base 1 to 1104 and encodes 367 amino acids. Gene Ontology annotation, cellular component: mitochondrial large ribosomal subunit. The record is from RefSeq and is a predicted model, not a curated record. Gene Ontology annotation, molecular function: structural constituent of ribosome.
AUGAUAAAAAAUGGUAAAUUGUUAAGAUUAACUUCAUUGAGAAAGUGUCUAUGUUCCGAUUAUUUAUUUAUUUUUUUUAAGAGUAAUAAUUAUAUUAAUGAUAAUAAAAAAUAUAAGUUUGUUUCAAUAAAUCAUUUUAGCAAUGAUGUUAGAAUAAAUAAAGAAAAGGAAUUAAAGGUUGCUAAGCAUUAUAGAGAAGUAUUUCAUGAUGGAUCUGAAAAGAAUUUUGAGAGUCAUCCUUUUAAUAGACGUUUUGCAUAUAGUAAGAAAAGUUUUUUUCCUAUUGAAUCUCGUAAUUUACGUUCAUUAGGUUUAAAUCGUCAGAAGAAAAAAAAAAGAGGAAGAGGUGAUAAAUGUCCAGGUAAAGGUAUAAGAGAAAAACAUAAACAUAGAAAAUCUGGAAAACCAAAUAGUCGAACAUUUGAAAGUGGUCGUACACCUUUAUAUAGAAGAAUUCCUAAAUGGCCAGAAACCUGGUUAAGUAGACAAAAAAAAAAUUAUGAUUGUUUAAAUUUAUCAAAAUUAAGAUAUUUUAUUGAAAAAGGUAGAUUAGAUACACGUUUUUUAAUAACACAAAGACAUUUACAUGAUUCAAAAUGUAUUAAAGUAAAAAAUGGAGUAAAACUUUUUAAUAUUAAUGAUUAUCCUUUUCCAUAUAAAAUAGAUAUUGAAGUCUCUCAUGCUGAUCAAUCAUCUAUAGAUGUUAUCAAAAAAGUUGGAGGAUCUGUUACUAUUAUUUAUAUGGAAAGAGUUAAUUUAAGAGCACAUAUUAAACCAUACAAAUUCGAUGUACUACCAAAAAAUGCUAGACCAAAUCUUAAUAUGAUACACUUCUUAGAAAAAAUGAAAGCUAAAGGUUGUAUAGUUAAAUAUAUUAAACCUUUAUGGUUAAUAGAAGAAGAAAAAAGAAUUAUUAAUGAAUUAAUUGAAAUACAAGAAAAUCAAAAACUAUCUGAUCUUAUAGAUAAAACAAAAGAUAUCAACAUAAAUAAUAAAAUCCAUCUUAAUCAUUUUAAUAUACAUUCACAAGAACAGGAUGAUAUUAAAGAUAAUUUGUUGAAAAAAUAUAGACUUCAGCAUACAAGUCUGGCACACAACCCAUGA